AUGAGCGCGGCGGCGGGCGGGCUUCGUCAGCUGCUGACGGCGGCGGUGACGGCGGGGGCGGCGGAGGCGCGCGCCGCGAUUUUCGGGCACGCGGUGAACCCGUUGGGGAAGCGCGCGGCGACGAAGCUGCUGCGGAAGAAGCUCAUCGGCGAGCAUGUCGCGCAGUGGUACCCCGACGACAUCAAGCGCGACGACCCCGAAGUCAUGGCGCGCGAGGAGAAAGAGCGUCUUGCGAAGCUGGAAAUGCUCAAGCGUCGUGGGAAGGGUCCGCCGAAGAAGGGCCAGGGAAGGCGUGCGAUCAAGAGAAACAAAUAA
This is a messenger RNA of Triticum turgidum subsp. durum (durum wheat), 315 nucleotides long. Lineage: Eukaryota; Viridiplantae; Streptophyta; Magnoliopsida; Poales; Poaceae. The record is from the annotation of a GenBank genome assembly.